Molecule: messenger RNA, 1329 nt
Organism: Heteronotia binoei (common prickly gecko)
Lineage: Eukaryota; Metazoa; Chordata; Lepidosauria; Squamata; Gekkonidae
Product: tumor necrosis factor receptor superfamily member 16-like
Exons: 6
Coding region: 1-1287 (428 amino acids)
Biological process (GO): Rho protein signal transduction
Cellular component (GO): plasma membrane; cell surface
Molecular function (GO): nerve growth factor binding; death receptor activity; coreceptor activity
Source: RefSeq, a predicted model, not a curated record
AUGGGCUGGCUGAGCCGCAGCCGCCGCGCCGGUGAAACUGACAUGAAAUUGACCAGGGCGCUCUGUUUCUGCCUGCUGCCCCUCUGGGCGGCCGAGGUUCUGGCCAAUCAAGGCUGCGAAAAUGGGCAUGUCGCCUCUACGGGGGAGUGCUGCAAUCUCUGCCCACCAGGCUACGGAGUGACGGCUCCCUGCGGGAACGCCAAUACCAAGUGUGAGCCGUGCGUCGAAAACGUGACCUUCUCCUCCAUCGCCAGUGCCACAAAACCAUGCCAGCCAUGUUCGUCAUGCCCGGGCCAUGUGCCCAGAGUGGAGGCAUGCACUCCUACCCGCGACACCGUGUGUGCCCUCAGCUGCCCUCAGGGACAAUACCUCCAUGCGAAAAACGGGAGCCACGGUGCCAGGCAGUGCCGUCCCUGCCAGGUUUGCCCAGAAGGCUAUGGAGCAGUCCAGCCAUGUGGACCCAACACCAACGCCAUGUGCCAGAAAUGCCCGGAGGGUUACUACUCAGAGGAGAAGAGCUCUUCGGAGCCGUGCCUCCGCUGCCGUCUGGAGUGCCACGAGAAUGAGGUUAUGAUCCAGGAGUGCACCCCAUCUUCAGACACUCUUUGCAUGGACAAAGAGCUGCAGAUCCUGAAGCGCACAGAAGGAGAUUCCCACAAGGAUUUCCCCAAAAGAACGUCCCUUCUGGAUUCGGAGGGCAGCCCUCCCCCCAACUCCUCCUCCUCGGAGUUCGUGCCUCCCUUGGCCGAAGACCACAGCAAGAACAUUAUUCCUGUCUACUGCUCCAUCCUCGCGGCGGUGGUGGUGGGACUCCUCGCUUACGUUGCUUUCAAGUGCUGGAGCACCUGUAAGCAGAAGAAGCAGCUGGCAAAGGCUCGGGCUGGGGAGCUGGGCACUUCCCCAGAAGGCGAGAAACUCCACAGCGACAGCGGGGUCUUCCUAGACACCCACAGCCUCCAAGAACACCACCCGCUCAACAAGGCGCAGAAGCCUGAGCCCCAGCUCUACGCCCACCUCCCACCCCACAAGCGAGAAGAGGCCGAGCAGCUGCUGGAGACGCCAGGCCACGGGAAAGACUGGCGCUGUCUGGCCGAUCACCUGGGCUACAAGGAGGAAACCGUGGCUACCUUCGGCCGGGGGGAGGCCCCCGCGCACACCCUGCUCUCCGACUGGUCUACCAAGGAGGGGGCCACCCUGGAGGUUCUGUGCACAGCCCUGGCGGCCAUCGAGCGGGAGGACGUGGUGGAGAACUUGAAUGCCCCCGCGGAGGUCAGCUCGGUGGUGUGAUGGGCGGGUCGGCUUGCCCGCUGCGCCGCAGGUGGACUCGUA